AGCCGCCCACGGCCGCCUCGUACACAGCAUUCCAUGCUCACCUGUGGGACUGCGCACCGCUAGCUGCUCUGAGAGAAGGACAGCGCGACAGCCGGCAUGGCCAUGCGGAAGGCCGUCCUCGCCCUUGGCCUCGCCGUGCGUCGCGAGGUCUUGGUGGCCGGCAAGAGCCAUGCCCCCGACGACCCCGAGCUCAGUAGCCUGAUGGGCCAGCGCACCGCCGCGGGCGUUGACGCGGGCACCGACGCCGAAUCCAGCACUGGCCUGCGGAGCAUGCUGGGCGAGAACUCUGGCAAGGAGGACUGCGGGUGCCUGAACUGGGCGGCAACCUAUUACGAUCAGAAGGCCUUUUGCGGAAGGGCCAAUGAGCUGUAUUUCCUCGCCAAGCACGGCUUCAAUAAUGGUUACGCUGCGACAGAGCCCAUCACUGGUUUGCCUCAUAAGGUCUGCUGGGACUUCUUUGCCAACUUUAAUUCCACCGCUUGCGUGAACGUGGACCUGAUGCCGUUUCCCGCCGACAAUCAGACCGGCAGCCAGUGGUGCUACGUGAAUCCGGACUGCCAGCAGCUGAACGGCGGCAAGUUCGCCACAAACAGAGCUGGUUUCGCGCAGGCCGCAUGGAUGAACCUCCAGGCUAACUCGUACGUCCCCUGGAAGUACUGCGUGCCUGGCGGCGACGACAUGCUGAAGUUCAAGACCGUCGAGGAGAUCGACGAGCUCGCCCGCGAGAAGGACCUCAGCGUGUCGCGGAUGCUGCGGCUCGCGUACCCCGCUGUGGAGAUCCGGUGGGCCGAGGC
This is a messenger RNA of Prorocentrum cordatum, 794 nucleotides long. The record is from the annotation of a GenBank genome assembly. NCBI's taxonomy places the organism in Eukaryota, Dinophyceae, Prorocentrales, Prorocentraceae.